This is a messenger RNA of Phycomyces blakesleeanus NRRL 1555(-), 1203 nucleotides long. RefSeq names its product carbohydrate-binding module family 5 protein. The transcript has 9 exons. The record is from RefSeq and is a predicted model, not a curated record. NCBI's taxonomy places the organism in Eukaryota, Fungi, Mucoromycota, Mucoromycetes, Mucorales, Phycomycetaceae. Gene Ontology annotation, molecular function: chitinase activity; carbohydrate binding. Gene Ontology annotation, cellular component: extracellular region. Gene Ontology annotation, biological process: carbohydrate metabolic process. The annotation marks the transcript as partial.
AGUGCAGACACAGAUGGAUGGCAGAAACCACUUCGAUUCUACUGCGAUGACGAUACGACCAACAUUAUUCCAAUUUCCUUCUUGACUACAUUCUUCUCUGUCGGAGGGUAUCCAAGUAUCAAUCUUGCCAAUAUUUGUCAUGAUUCUGGUGACUCUGUAUUUCCGGGUACAGAUCUGAUGAAGUGUGAUGGAGUCAAACAAGAUAUCAAGUAUUGUCAGGAACGUGGAAAGGCCAUUACUCUUUCGUUGGGUGGGGCGACAGGCUCGGUUGGCUUUUCAUCAGAGUCCCAGGCAAUUGAAUUUGCAGACAAUAUUUGGAAUCUUUUCUUGGGUGGAACAUCCGACACCCGACCAUUCGGUGAUGCGGUUUUGGAUGGCAUUGAUCUUGACAUUGAAGGCGGAAGUCCAACUUACUACCCUGUUUUCUUGACCAAAUUGCUUGAGAAAUACAAGUCUUCGACCAAAAAGUAUUAUCUGACAGCUGCUCCCCAAUGUGUUUUUCCUGAUGCAAACCUUCAGGCAGCCAUGGAUGUGAUUCCAUUUGAUGCAAUUUAUGUUCAAUUCUAUAAUAAUCCUUGUGGAUUACAGGCUUAUGAUAAACCAUCUCAGUGGAAUUUUGGUACCUGGGAUUACUGGGCUACACAUGUUUCACCUAACCCCGAUGUCAAGAUCUAUAUUGGCGCACCAGCCAGUCAAAGCGCAGCUGGUGGGGGUUAUGUUCCACUACAGACUUUGGAACAGAUUGUACUAGAGACCCGCCAAUCAUUCCCUAGUUUUGGAGGCGUCAUGUUCUGGGAUGCAUCUCAGGCCUAUGAAAAUAAUCAUAUUGAUAGUGGAAUUAAGGAUUCUAUGAAAGGUGGGGCUAAUUGUGGGGCACCAUUUGUAUAUCCAGACUGUUCGGCGCCUCAAUGGAUUCCCGGUACAGGAUAUACGGGUGGAAACCGAGUAUCGUACGAUGGGUACGUAUAUACUGCCAAGUGGUAUUCGGGUAGCAAGCCAGAUGGAAAUCCAAUGGGAGACUGGUCUCCAGCUUCUUUAUCUGCACCUGGACAGUGUAGUGGUAUUGAUAACUGGGCACCAUUUAUUGCCUAUGUAUCAAAGAAUGCAGUGGUAUAUAAUUCACAGUUAUGGCAAGCCAAAUGGUGGUCGACCAAUGAUGUUCCUGGAGGAGCAGCAGGUGUUUGGGAUAGCCUUGGAGCAUGU